This is a messenger RNA of Pecten maximus, 1765 nucleotides long. RefSeq names its product homeobox protein prophet of Pit-1-like. The coding region runs from base 104 to 1045 and encodes 313 amino acids. The record is from RefSeq and is a predicted model, not a curated record. Lineage: Eukaryota; Metazoa; Mollusca; Bivalvia; Pectinida; Pectinidae. Gene Ontology annotation, molecular function: RNA polymerase II transcription regulatory region sequence-specific DNA binding; DNA-binding transcription factor activity, RNA polymerase II-specific. The transcript has 3 exons. Gene Ontology annotation, biological process: regulation of transcription by RNA polymerase II.
AAAUCUGGGUGAUAAAAAGAUCUGGUAUUGGCGGAGAUACUUUAUAUUUGAUUUGAGUUUUAAGGAGUUUUGUUGUGUGAUUCUUUGGAUAUUAUACGUCAUCAUGUGUUCCUCUCAGACCGACUUCUCCAUGAGGAAGAUCCUAGGUAUAGAUGGCAACCAAUUCAGUCCUGUCCGCCUUGACCUUGAACAGAAUUCCAGGAAAAGGAAGCGACGCACGAGGACUAUUUUCUCGCCCCAGGCUGUGUCCAUCCUAGAACUGGCAUUCUCUCACAACUCUUAUCCGGACAUGUACGAGCGCGCCAAGUUAGCUGGCAUUAUAGGAGAGGAAGAGGCCAGAGUUCAGGUUUGGUUCCAAAACCGACGAGCUCGUGCCAAACGAAGCAGACAGGCAGCGAUCGAUUCACCACCUACAGACGUAUCCUGCGACUCUCUUUCCUCGUCUAUUUCCUCCGGAAGUGCGUCAUUCUCGCCCGUCCAACGACCUGUUAAACCAGUACCAAAGGCUGAACUAGAUCACCACCCAUCUGAUAUCGGACCUUACCAUCCAUUCCCGUAUUUCUACCCAGCUAGCUACAUACCCGCCGCUGUCUCCAUUCCUAGACCGUUUGACUAUCACAGUUACCAUGGAGACACGCUUUUCGGAGAGUUGAAGUCGCCACUAUGGUCUCCCGGAAGUCCCACCUUCAGCAAACUGUUCGAGUUCCCACCGAAAGCCCACACGCCUAUUGCUGAUGUUAACCAACGUCCCGUGUUCCCACAGCACACACUUAGUGACGAAGAUCUCUCCUCGCGAUCCUCCAGUGUCGACAGUCGCCAAUCAGCGCCUGAUGACAUCACUCAUGUCCUCAAGGACAGGACCGUGCAGUACAGUUGCGUUGGGGAUCUUCGUCGUUCUGAGAGACGUUCCGAUGAUGGGGGUAGUCAGCUGGUGAUAGGCCGGAUAGAGGACUCGUCCAGUGAUGAGGAAGGAGGGUUGGUGAUCGACCUCAGAGUUCGUACACCUGAUUCCAAGAUGGCUGCCGGUCGUAGUGGAGGUUAUUGAACUAGUGCUCAUCAAAUUAAACGUUUGUGCUAAACUAAAUGUCCGUUCCGAGUGUGGGAUAGAGAAAAGCCGAAAAUGGUCUAAAAACAGAUUUUGUUUUAUAUCGAUCGCUGCUAUUUAAUAAACUUUGACCAUUCGUGCUCAUAGCGGUCGUUUAUUCGGAAGAAAACUGACUUUCAAAGACACUGCCAUUUUAUCGUAUUGAUAUAUUUAAAGAAGAAUAACGAGGAUUGGUAGAAAACUGACCAUACUUAGUUUGGGGUAUUUCCACUGUUAAUUUGAGUGUACAAUGUGCACUUGAUGCAUAGAUAAGAUAUUGGUAUACGUUGAUAAAUAGGUAUCUGCGCCGUAGCGCGGAGGGAAAUUUCGAUAUUAAUUACGUAAUUCAGCGGACAGUAAAUUAUGCAGUUAAUUACCAGUAUAUACUUAGACAACAAUGGUGGUUUGAUAUUUUCGAGUACAAAAUUGUUGCAUGAAAGAAUUAAGGAAAUACAUCUGGUGUUAUUAUCCUGGAGUUGUCGACACGUGCAUUGUUGUUGUUUGUUGGGAACAAUUUGGAUUUUGUUUUGAUGUCAACAUCGUAACUGAACGUAAUGUCGACACGUGACAGAGUAUCCUCCUGGGUGAUCACGUGUAAUAACGGAACUUAGUCAUGAAAUUGAUCUGAACUUUAGAUUUCACUUACGUAUUUAUAAAGGAGUAAAUUAAUGUAACUGGAUU